Messenger RNA from Daucus carota subsp. sativus, 1414 nucleotides. RefSeq lists its product as uncharacterized. The record is from RefSeq and is a predicted model, not a curated record. The coding region runs from base 357 to 1190 and encodes 277 amino acids. NCBI's taxonomy places the organism in Eukaryota, Viridiplantae, Streptophyta, Magnoliopsida, Apiales, Apiaceae. The transcript has a single exon.
AUGAUCUACUCCCACAUGUCAAGAGUGAGGAGUCUUGAAAAUUAAUUUAUAGUUGCCUUUAUAUAAAGGAAAGUUACCAACUCCUUGUGGAGCUUUUUCAGCAAGCAUAUACUCUUCUUCCCUUCAAAUCUUCUCAAGUUUCUCAUCUUCUCCCAAACUCAACUCUUUUUAUCUUCACUUACCCUGUGAACUUCAAUACCUCUACAUAUAUGAUAUAUCCAUAAUUCAAAAACAUAAUUCUUCCUCUUUACUACUACUAGUCUGGAGAAACUCUUAAAGAUUUAUUUUGUUUUACUUUUUAUAUGUAGAAACAUACAACUUUCAUUGCAGGCUUGCAGCCAUAUACUAACCAUACUAUGUGCUCAGAGAUGUUGCCCUUGAUCACGAGUCCUCGGAUAUCUUUCUCUCAUGAUCUUAACAUUGAAGAAGAUGAUGAACAAGUAGAAGUCAAAAUGGAAGAAGAUCAGGAAGAUUCUUCAUCAAUGGAUGUCUCAGAUAUUCUUGAUAAUGAUCAUGAAGGCCAGCUUUUUGAUUUUUCAUUCAGUGAUAGCUUCACAUUUGAACCAUCUUCCUCAUCAGCAGAUGAACUUUUCUCCGAUGGCCUAAUUCGACCUCUUCAACUGGAAGAAAAAUUUGUCACCACUUCAAAACAUGCCUCAGUACCUCCUACACUCUCUCAACAUUCUUCAACUAAUGAUGAUCCAUCUUUGCUGAAAGAUGCCAAUGUCGUCGCAACCAUGAGUACUACUGCAAAUGUCGUCGAAUCAUCAGAGCACAAGAAUCAGAACCAGGCUAAUAGCAAGUCUUUUUGGAAGAUCAACAGAAGUAGUAGUGUGCAUGUUGAUGAGGACUCCUACAAAAAGAGCUCAUUUUGGUCAUUACCACUUAUGCUGAGAAGCAAUUCUACUGGAUCUGCACCAAGCCCUCGACAAAUGUCAAAGGAGAAUAAGAAGCACAACAUGCAGAAGCAACUGAAGUGUUCAACAGCAUCAUCUUCUAGCUUUUACAUGUAUCAGCUGUCUCAGAAGCCUCCUCUUAAGAGGAAUCAUGGAGGGUCUUAUGGUAAUAAUGGAGUUUUCACUAAUCCAGUGCUCAAUGUUCCUCCACCUUAUAUUGGCAAAGGAACUGGAAAUCUCUUUGGAAUCACUUCUUUGUUCAAGGAAAAGAAAGAUAAGAAGAUCAAGAAAUGAUUGUGGCUUCAAACUUUUUAUUUAUUUAUUUUUUGUAAUUUUUCCAAUUUUUUUUUUCUGGAGUUGUGUUAACUUAUCAUGAGUUAUGGAUCUAAUUUUUUAUUUUUCUUUAUAUGUGUGAAUAGAAUGAUUUGUAGUUGUGAUUGGUGUAAAUUUAAAGCAAGUUGGUAUUGGAGGAAAAAAAUGAAGAAUUAUGAGGCACUGCUUUAAUUGUGUGCAUCACA